Messenger RNA from Closterium sp. NIES-65, 1161 nucleotides. The record is from the annotation of a GenBank genome assembly. NCBI's taxonomy places the organism in Eukaryota, Viridiplantae, Streptophyta, Zygnematophyceae, Desmidiales, Closteriaceae.
AUGCAGUCACACCUUCUGUAUGCUCACCUCCCGUACAGUCACCUCCCCCUACCUCUGCACCUGGACCCGAACCUGGGAAUGCUGGGCAACUACAUCGGCGGGUUCCCCCGCACUCCAUCCUUCAGCCUGCGUCCACCCCGUUCCCCCUCUCCUCACCUCCACCCCAGGCUGGGAAACUACAUCGGCGGGUUCCCCCAUUCAUCCUUUUUCCUUCCCCUCCCCAAAAUCCCUCCGCCCACCCCCAGGCUGGGCAACUACAUCGGCGGGUUCCCCCAGGCGGCGAUGGACCCUCUGCUGGACCUCAUGUUCCUCCCCUCGGGCCUCAACCUCAAUAUAGUGCGAUUCAAUAUAGGCGGCGGCUCCGUCCCUCAAUACAGCCCUCAGCUAUACACUGAUUAUUCCAUGCGCUGGCGAGCCAUGCCGGGGUACUGGCCGGCGCAGGCAGCGGGGUUCAACUGGACGGCGGAUUCGAGGCAGCAGGCGGUGCUGCUGGGAGCCAAGGACCGCGCGGUGAACGUGUUCGAGGCGUUUUCCAACAGCCCGCCCUGGUGGAUGACCGCGAGUAAAGACGUCUCAGGGGCAAAGAAGGCGUGGAGGACAAACCUGCUGCGGAGGUUCGAGGGGAAGUUUGCCAAAUACCUCGUAAAAGUCGUGGAGGGGUUUGCGAAAAUCCCGGCGCUGGGGAACAUUGAAUUCGAUACGCUGGAGCCGUUUAAUGAAGGGCUGGAGGGACAAUGGGUGGCCGGGAUGGAGCAGGAAGGAUGCAACUUUAACCCACCUGAGAUGAGCAGAGUUCUUCUCAAGACUUGGCUGGCUCUGCGGAGAAGGAAGCUCAAGACAAAGCUGGUUGGGGUUGACAGCAACGCGGUUUUAACCAGCAUAGGGUUACCACUGGUCCUUGGGAAUACCUUCCUGCACAGGAUCAACGUGCACGGUUACCCUCUGCUGUUACACAUGUACAUGAACGUGACAACUGGACAGGCUAAGUUGUUGACAACUGCGCGUUACACCCAGAUGAAGCGGCUUGCCAAAUCUCUCCAGAAGGAAGUAUGGGUGUCUGAGUCAGGUCCGUUACUCAGGGAUGGUAGUACCUUCGACCUUUCGCUCUACAUGAUGCGAAACAUCGUUGAAUCAGUCAACAUCCUGGAAGCUUCUGCCUAA